AUGGCACAAGUCCUGUCGCCGGGCGCUGUUCCCGAACCAGUCCGCCAACUGCCCAAGGAAGAAGAGUGGCGCGAGAAUCUGAGCGUGAGGCUCACCUGCAAGGACUGUCGCACAGAUCCCCCCGAGCUGUACGAAGACCAUGCGAGUGGUGACCUGAUCUGCGCCGAGUGCGGCCUCGUCCUGCAAGAGCGCGGCAUCGACACCAGCUCCGAGUGGCGCACAUUCUCGAACGACGAUCAAGGUAACGACGAUCCGAGUCGUGUUGGUGACGGCCCAAAUGCCCUACUCAACGGCGCCCAGCUGAACACCUCCAUCGCCUUUGGUGAUGGCGGCAUGCGCAGCAAGGAACUCCACCGGGCCCAAAACAAGGCGAACCUCGACAAGGGCAACAAGUCACUCCUCGUGGCUUACAAGCAGAUCGGAGCUCUGUGCGACGGCUGGGAGCUGCCUAACAGUGUCUCCGACACCGCCAAGCAUCUGUACAAGGACGCCGAUGAGAGUCGAGUCUUCAAAGGCAAGAGCCAGGAGGCACUCAUCGCCGGAUGUGUCUUCCUCGCCUGUCGCCGCAACAACGUCCCACGUUCUUUCCGCGAAGUCAUGGAGUUGACCAAGGUGAGCAAGAAGGAGAUUGGCCGUACCUUUAAGAUGUUGGAGACCUACCUCAUGAGUAAGGAGAAGGAGCGACAGGCGAACGGUGGCAACACCGGCAUGCUUCCUGGUGGGACUGUCGUCUUCAACGAAGGCUACAAGGGCUCUACCACGUCUGAUCCUUCCGAGAUGUGUGCUCGCUGGUGCAGUCAGCUCAACAUGAGCCAGCAUGCUUCCAACGUCGCCAUCGAGAUUGCCAGCAACAUGACCAAGUCUGGUGCUCUUGCUGGUCGCUCACCUCUCUCCGCCGCGGCCGCUUGCAUCUACAUGGCUGGCCAUCUCAUGGAUGAGAUCAAGAGCGCCAAAGAGGUGCAGAGUGUUGCAAAGGUCAGCGACAGCACCAUCCGCCAUGCCUACAAGCUGCUCUGGACCGACCGUGCCAAGCUCAUCACUGAUGACAUUGUGGCACGUGGUGCAAACACAUCGAAGCUGCCUAAGCCAGCUUAG
Messenger RNA from Fulvia fulva, 1095 nucleotides. RefSeq names its product Transcription initiation factor IIB. Gene Ontology annotation, biological process: transcription preinitiation complex assembly; transcription initiation at RNA polymerase II promoter; regulation of DNA-templated transcription. The record is from RefSeq and is a predicted model, not a curated record. The transcript has a single exon. NCBI's taxonomy places the organism in Eukaryota, Fungi, Ascomycota, Dothideomycetes, Mycosphaerellales, Mycosphaerellaceae. Gene Ontology annotation, cellular component: transcription preinitiation complex; nucleus. Bases 1 to 1095 code for a protein of 364 amino acids. Gene Ontology annotation, molecular function: TBP-class protein binding; RNA polymerase II general transcription initiation factor activity; sequence-specific DNA binding.